This is a messenger RNA of Suricata suricatta (meerkat), 3509 nucleotides long. It is a transcript of the gene TRPM8, whose product is annotated as transient receptor potential cation channel subfamily M member 8. Gene Ontology annotation, biological process: calcium ion transmembrane transport. NCBI's taxonomy places the organism in Eukaryota, Metazoa, Chordata, Mammalia, Carnivora, Herpestidae. Gene Ontology annotation, cellular component: membrane. The transcript has 24 exons. The coding region runs from base 1 to 3117 and encodes 1038 amino acids. The record is from RefSeq and is a predicted model, not a curated record. Gene Ontology annotation, molecular function: ligand-gated calcium channel activity.
AUGUCCUUCGAGGGGGCGAGGCUCAGCAUGCGGAACAGAAGGAACGGCAUGGUGGACAGCACCCGGACCCUGUACUCCAGCGCGUCCCGGAGCACCGACGUGUCCUACAGCGAGAGCGACUUGGUGAAUUUUAUUCAAGCAAAUUUUAAGAAACGGGAAUGUGUCUUCUUUACCAAAGAUUCCAAAGCCACGGAAAACGUGUGCAAGUGUGGCUAUGCCCAGAGCCAGCACAUCGAAGGCACCCAGAUCAACCAAAACGAGAAAUGGAAUUACAAGAAACACACCAAGGAGUUUCCGACCGAUGCCUUUGGGGACAUUCAGUUUGAGUCUCUGGGGAAGAAAGGCAAGUAUAUCCGGUUGUCCUGUGACACGGAUGCAGAGACCCUCUACGAGCUGCUGACCCAGCACUGGCACCUGAAGACGCCCAACCUUGUCAUCUCCGUGACCGGAGGCGCCAAGAACUUCGCCUUGAAGCCGCGCAUGCGCAAGAUCUUCAGCCGCCUCAUCUACAUCGCGCAGUCCAAAGGGGCUUGGAUUCUCACUGGAGGCACCCACUAUGGCCUGAUGAAGUACAUCGGGGAGGUGGUGAGAGACAACACCAUCAGCAGGAGCUCCGAGGAGAACAUUGUCGCCAUCGGCAUAGCGGCUUGGGGCAUGGUCUCCAACAGGGACACCCUCCUCAGGAAUUGUGACGCUGAGGGGUAUUUUUCAGCUCAGUACAUCAUGGAUGACUUUAAGAGAGACCCUCUGUACAUCCUGGACAACAAUCACACCCAUCUUCUACUUGUGGACAAUGGCUGCCACGGACAUCCUACGGUUGAAGCCAAACUGCGGAAUCAGCUGGAGAAGUACAUCUCUGAACGCACUAUUCAAGAUUCCAACUACGGUGGCAAGAUCCCCAUUGUGUGUUUUGCCCAAGGAGGUGGCAAAGAGACUUUGAAACUCAAAGAAAUUCUCGAAAGUUCUCACCUGUUAACAGUGAUUAAAAUGGAAGAAGCUGGAGAUGAAAUUGUGAGCAAUGCUAUUUCCUACGCUUUGUACAAAGCCUUCAGCACCAAUGAACAAGAUAAGGACAACUGGAACGGGCAGCUGAAGCUCCUCCUGGAAUGGAACCAGCUGGACCUAGCCAGCGAGGAGAUUUUCACCAAUGACCGCCGAUGGGAGUCUGCUGACCUUCAAGAAGUCAUGUUUACGGCUCUCAUAAAGGACAGACCCAAGUUCGUCCGCCUCUUUCUGGAGAAUGGUUUGAACCUGCGGAAGUUUCUCACCAAUGACGUCCUCACCGAACUCUUCUCCAACCACUUCAGCACCCUUGUCUACCGGAACCUGCAGAUUGCCAAGAAUUCCUAUAAUGACGCCCUCCUCACAUUCGUCUGGAAACUGGUGGCCAACUUCCGAAGAGGCUUCCGGAAAGAAGACAGAAAUAGCAGGGAUGAGAUAGACGUGGAGCUUCAUGACGUGUCUCCUAUUACCCGGCACCCUCUGCAAGCACUCUUCAUCUGGGCCAUUCUUCAGAACAAGAAGGAGCUCUCCAAGGUCAUUUGGGAGCAGACCAGGGGCUGCACACUGGCCGCCCUGGGUGCCAGCAAACUUCUGAAGACUCUGGCCAAGGUGAAGAAUGACAUCAAUGCGGCCGGGGAGUCCGAGGAGCUGGCCAAUGAGUACGAGACCCGUGCAGUUGAGCUGUUCACGGAGUGCUACAGCAGCGACGAGGGCCUGGCGGAGCAGCUGCUGGUGUACUCCUGCGAGGCGUGGGGCAAGAGCAACUGCCUGGAGCUGGCAGUGGAGGCCACGGACCAGCACUUCAUCGCCCAGCCCGGCGUCCAGAAUUUUCUUUCCAAGCAAUGGUAUGGAGAGAUCUCCCGAGACACCAAGAACUGGAAGAUUAUCCUGUGUUUGUUUAUCAUACCCUUGGUUGGCUGUGGCUUCGUAUCAUUUAGGAAGAAGCCCAUCGACAAGCACAAGAAGAUUCUCUGGUACUAUGUGGCCUUCUUCACCUCCCCGUUUGUGGUCUUUGCCUGGAACGUGGUCUUCUACAUCGCAUUCCUCCUGCUCUUUGCCUACGUGCUCCUCAUGGAUUUUCACUCGGUGCCACACUCCCCCGAGCUGGUCCUCUACGCGCUCGUCUUUGUCCUGUUCUGUGACGAAGUAAGACAGUGGUACAUGAAUGGGGUGAAUUACUUUACUGACCUGUGGAAUGUCAUGGACACACUUGGGCUGUUUUACUUCAUAGCAGGAAUUGUGUUUCGGCUCCACUCUUCGAACAAAACCUCUUUGUAUUCCGGGAGAGUCAUCUUUUGCCUGGAUUAUAUUAUAUUCACUCUAAGGUUGAUCCACAUUUUCACUGUAAGCAGAAACUUAGGACCCAAGAUUAUCAUGUUGCAGAGGAUGCUGAUCGACGUGUUCUUCUUCCUGUUCCUCUUCGCGGUGUGGAUGGUGGCCUUUGGCGUGGCCAGGCAAGGGAUCCUCAGGCAAAACGAGCAUCGCUGGAGGUGGAUCUUCCGCUCGGUCAUCUACGAGCCCUACCUGGCCAUGUUCGGCCAAGUGCCCAGCGACGUGGACGGCACCACGUACGACUUCUCCCACUGCACCUUCACCGGGAACGAGUCUAAGCCCCUGUGUGUGGAGCUAGAUGAGCACAACCUGCCUCGGUUCCCCGAGUGGGUCACUAUCCCCCUCGUGUGCAUCUACAUGCUCUCCACCAACAUCCUGCUGGUCAACCUGCUCGUCGCCAUGUUUGGCUACACCGUGGGCACCGUCCAAGAGAACAACGACCAGGUCUGGAAGUUCCAGAGAUACUUCCUGGUGCAGGAGUACUGCAACCGACUCAACAUCCCCUUCCCCUUCGUGGUCUUUGCCUACUUCUACAUGGUGGUGAAGAAGUGUUUCUGGUGCUGCUGUAAGAGGAAGAGCACGGAGACGUCUCCUUGCUGCUUCAAAAAUGAAGACAGCGAGACUCUGGCGUGGGAGGGUGUCAUGAAAGAAAACUACCUUGUCAAGAUCAACACGAAAGCCAGUGGCGCUUCCGAGGAAAUGAGGCAUCGGUUUAGACAGCUGGAUACAAAGAUUAAUGAUCUCAAGAGUCUUCUGAAAGAGAUUGCUAAUAAAAUCAAAUAGAACUUCAUGGACUCUAAUGGAGAAAAAUCUAAUUACAGCAAGGUGAUCUCAAAAAUCUACGUGGGAAAGAGUCCAGUGCUGAUGAGCCGUUUUGUUACCAAGUGGCCAGUAGGAACUGUUCAGGCGCGGAGUACUAAGCAGAUGGCUUUCAUCACUCCAGUGUGCUCAAAUCUGAGAAAUGGACGUGUGAUUGGUUUCAAACAGGAAGAUGGACACCACGGAAGAGCCUCCCCUGAAGGCUGACCUGUUAUGUCCGGAGUCUCAAUCACUCCGACUUGCUGUGUGAUCAGAGUGUGAUCUUGAACCCCCACCCUUGUUCGAUUUCCUUACCUCUGACCCCUGUGCAUUAUAGAACAUCCCUCCUGGGAAUAAGAACCAGGUCAUGCCUUUCC